Molecule: messenger RNA, 2907 nt
Organism: Scomber japonicus (chub mackerel)
Lineage: Eukaryota; Metazoa; Chordata; Actinopteri; Scombriformes; Scombridae
Gene: inpp4b
Product: inositol polyphosphate-4-phosphatase type II B
Exons: 22
Coding region: 34-2901 (955 amino acids)
Cellular component (GO): cytoplasm
Molecular function (GO): phosphatidylinositol-3,4-bisphosphate 4-phosphatase activity
Source: RefSeq, a predicted model, not a curated record
GCAGGAGGGAGAACUGAUGGGAGAGCUGGGCAGAUGGAGGAUGGCACCCAACACCUGGGACACUGCAUGGUUGACAUGAAGGAGCUCAGCGCCAACCCUGAAGGACUGACCGCUGCCGGUGUUUUUCUAACACCCAAGCUGCCUCGGGUGGAGUUCAGCCUCGCAUGUAGUGAUCUGGUGGCCUCAGGCAGAGACAGGAAGCCCAAUGCUUUGGUCCAGGUGGCUGUCAUAGACCCCCACAAGCAGCACCUUGUCUCUCAGGCCUGCACAGAGAUAGUGGAGGCGAACAAAGACCCGCUGUUUCUGACGGGGGUGACCUUCCCUUCAGAGUAUCCUACUAGCACAGAGACGCUAGUCAAGCUAACAGUGUAUGAUGCAAAGGACAAGAGCCAGGAAUCAAGCAGCUUCCUGGGCAGUGCCACAUUUUCCAUAGGCGACCUGCUUAGGGCUAAAGAUGAACGAUUGACCUUGAGCCUCAGGUCAUCUGAUGGUGUGUGCGCGGCAGGAACAGUGGUGGUGAGUCGACUGAAGAUGGGGGAAAUGGAGGAGGUCGAAGUAGACCACAUCACCACCGACAUACCAUCACAGAAGUGUCCCUUGGUUUGUGAGUCUGCGUCCCACGCCUGCAUUGACAGAGAAAAUAACCCACUGACAGGGCCAGUGUUCAAGAACCCAGUAUGCAAAGUGUACAGAUUUCAAACAGCGGACAGCAAGUGGAUGCUUGUGCGGGAGCAAAUGGAGGAGUGUACUUUGUCCUUUAGCAUCCCCAAACAGCUACUUUCACUUUACAUUCAGGAGGACAUGAGGAGGGUGCAGGAUCUGAGGGAGCUGGGGGAGCUUUCUCCUCACUGGGACAACUUAAGAAAGGAGGUGAUGACACGAUAUGGAGGAAUCAUCAGCUCCUACCAGGAGACUUUGGCUGAACUGGACAAGAUUACUGGUCGUUCAUUCAAGCCAAGCUGCUGCAAAGCCCAGAAAUCACUGGAGUUCAUCCCAAUAAACCUGCACACCCAGAGGAUGAGGGUGACGUGUCCCAGAAAAACAGAUGCUAUCUAUGACAUUGUCACUGUCGGUGCCCCUGCUGCCCACUUCCAGGGCUUCAAGUGUAGUGGUGGUCUUCAGCGUCUCCUUAGCAGAUAUGAAGCGGAGAAGAAAAGCUUCAGCACUGCCUACCAGUGCAUCUACUACUCCCCAGAGCACACAGCCAAAGCUCAGGAGGUACUCAGCACCAUGAGCCUCCUCCAGCCCCUCAUCACAAGCUUAGCAGACCAGCUCCUCCAAGCUGCCCAGGAGCACUCUUCCCCCGGACUGAGGGAUGCACUCAACAACCUCUCUGACAAGACAGAAAAAUUUGUUCACACACUUAAAGAUGAAUUGGUCAAGAGUGCACUGCUAGCACUGCAUGCAGCGCGGCCUGGGUACAUCUCCAAGACCCAGAAGCAAACCUCCAUGCAGGAAGGCCAACAUCAAGGCCAUGUCCACCAAGGCAGUGACCAGAAUCAGAGCCCAGUCCAGGGACUUCCAGGCCACAGUCCGGCCACAUCGGUCACUGAGGGCAUGGUGGUGUGUAAUAAUGUGGAGGGAUCACAAACUAGAGGAGAUGGUGGGCACCAAGACUCCAUACCACACCAUAAAGAGUACGACGAGGAGGAAUGGGACAGAGUGUGGGCCAAUGUAGCCAAAUGUCUCAACUGUGUAAUUGCCAUGGUGGAUAAACUCCAGGAGGAAGGCAACAACAAGCCGGAGCAAGUCCCAGAGCAACAGCUAGCUGAUGUCAUCACUUCACACAACCCUGGUGACUGGGGGGAGCAGCUUUGCCCUGUGGUGGCCAGGUUAAAGGAGUGUGUGAUGGAGGUGGUGGAGAAGGCUAAGAGAGCCAUGACCUUUGUGCUCCUGCAGGAGGCAGCCUGCAGCAUUCCACAGGGUUUCCUCCUCCAACAGAGGAGAGAUGUGGUCUUCAGUCAGGCAUUGGCAGCCUUGGCCUGUGGUUUUGUCAUGAGGCUGUAUGCAGGCAUGCAGGACAAAGGCUUCCUCAAGCAGCUCCACCUGGUUGGUCUGGUGGCCCAGUUUGAGAGCCUGCUCAGCACCUAUAGUGAAGAGAUCGGGAUGCUGGAGGACAUGGAAGUUGGAAUCUCAGACCUGCAAAGAGUCGUGUUCAAGAUUACAGAGGCCAAGACAGACGACCUCAGUGACCUCCAGCCCUUAGUGUGUGGCCGAAGAGACCACUUCAUUGUAGAAGUGCCAUUACCACGACCGGUUUUCCAGACCUUGCCAGAAGAGAUCAAGGAAGGCAAACUUCUACGAGUAUUCCCGGUGCUGUUUAACGUGGGCAUCAAUGAGCAGCAAACUAUAGCAGAGAGGUUUGGAGAUAUUUCCCUACAAGAGAGAAUAAACCAGAAGAACUUCGAAAAGUUAGAAGCCUAUUACAAAUCAUUAAGUGAAAAGGUGCCACUAGAAUGUCUACCAUGUUUUCAGACACAGACUGACAUAAAGGAAUUACUUGAAACCCUGGGCCAGAAUGUAGUCACAAAGAAGAGGAAGAAUGUGGAGAUAUUAUGGACUGCCGGAAUGAUUUGUCGAAGGUUGAAUGGCAUCAGGUUCACCAGCUGUAAAAGUGCCAAAGACCGGACAUCCAUGUCUGUCACAUUAGAGCAGUGUUCCCUCCUUCGUGAUGAACACCAGCUCAGCAAGGAUUUCUUCAUCCGUGCUCUGGACUGUAUGCGGAGUCGGCUCGCCCAGGGAGACAUUGCGCACUGGGAGGACCCUGAGGCUGGCACCGUGACAGAGAACAAACCAGCGUCACGACACUUUUACCCCAUUGCCCUGCUGCUCGUUAGCUCCCACUUACUGGUUGUGUGGCUCAUUUUAAGUCUUGUUUUUCUGCUUGCAAAAUAUCAAUAAAUUGCU